Molecule: messenger RNA, 2258 nt
Organism: Branchiostoma belcheri (Belcher's lancelet)
Lineage: Eukaryota; Metazoa; Chordata; Leptocardii; Amphioxiformes; Branchiostomatidae
Product: cholinesterase 1-like
Exons: 6
Coding region: 40-1830 (596 amino acids)
Biological process (GO): choline metabolic process; acetylcholine catabolic process
Cellular component (GO): plasma membrane
Molecular function (GO): acetylcholinesterase activity
Source: RefSeq, a predicted model, not a curated record
GUGAAUAAAAGAGGCGGUCAAAGUUCACAUACUGUAACUAUGGUCAGAACAAUACCAUCACCAGGCAUGGCACUUCAAAUCCUAGCAGUGAUCUGCAUUGUACCGGCACUGUUUAACGUACAAGCGGUAACGGCAGCCCCCAAUGUGACGGCCCCGACGGGAAGAGUGGCCGGACUCGAGCUGGACGUUCUGGGAACCGCGGUUAACGCCUUCCUGGGGAUCCCCUUCGCUAAACCGCCCACAGGGGAGCAACGAUUCAAACGUGCGGAGCCCAAAGAACCAUGGGACGGGACAUACCAGGCAACAAGUAACCCUAACGCGUGCAGUCAAGAAGUCUACGAAGAAGAAUAUUUUCUGUGGGCAAUGAACACACCAGUCAGCGAGGACUGUUUGUACCUCAACAUUUGGCAACCAAACCCCGUCCCUACAGCAGCUGCUGUCAUGGUCUGGAUAUAUGGAGGAGGAUUUUACGCGGGCUCGGCUUCACUUGUUAGCUACGAUGGGAGAUACCUAGCGGCGACUGAGGGGGUAAUAGUGAUGGGGAUAAACUACCGACUCAGCGCACUCGGAUUCCUGUAUGACGGCACCGACCAAGCGCCCGGGAACGUCGGCCUUACGGACCAGGUCCUGGCGCUACAGUGGAUACAGGACAACAUCGCAUCUUUCGGAGGGGAUCCUUCGAAAGUCACGCUUUUUGGGGAAAGUGCUGGUGGAAUCAGUAUUGGGUAUCAUCUCAUCUACCCUGGGAGUUGGAAUCUUUUCAGCCGUGCGAUUCUACAGAGUGGGACAGCCCUGAUGGAAUGGGGACUGGAUACCAAGGCAGACGCGUACGACAAAGCUGUGAGCCUGGCCAAAGGUCUCGGAUGCCCCACAGAGCAAGGCGAAAUGCUGGCGUGUCUUCGAAACAAGGACGCGCAACUGCUUGUGAAUUCCUCAGUCUCGCAACUGGGAUACACUGCACCUAUCCUAGAUGGUAGCUUCAUUCCGGAAAGCCCGCCCAGUGCCUUGGAAACUGGUACAUUCAAGAAAGCAGACAUCCUCCUCGGUUCCAACGAAGACGAAGGCACCUACGGCUUCGUUUACGGCCAAUCGCCCGGCUUCAGCGAAGACACGGAAAGCCUCAUCACCAAGGAACAGUUUCGGGAAGGGAUCGUGUACAACGUUCCUGUGCUGAAUGACUUUGCUGCUGACGCUGCAGCCUUUCAAUACACCGACUGGGAACAGCUGGGCAAGGAAACGAUGUAUCGCGACGCACUGAAUUCUCUCUACAGCGAUUUUUACUUCAUCUGCCCGGACGUCAACAUUGCACGUGCCCACGUCAGGAACGGUGCGUCGGCCUACAUGUACCGUUUCGCCCACCGUGCCUCGAUCUCUCCCUUCGCUCCUUGGAUGGGCGCUAUCCACGGGGAGGAGAUACCGUUUGUUUUCGGCCUGCCCCUGGAUCCGACCUUCGGUUUCAACGAGGAGGAAAAGGCGCUAACUCGAAGGAUGAUGCGGCACUGGGCAAACUUUGCCAAAACAGGAACUCCAAACAACAACACAGGCGGAGUUUGGAGUGCCUUUAACGAGAGUGCUGGAGGCUACAUGGUGCUGGACACCCUCGAUGCCAGGAUGUUGACCGGCCCGAGCACGGUGAACUGUGCUUUCUGGGACAACUACGUGAAACCACUCAGGAACAAGACAGAGGCUUUGAUGAAUAAUGCAGGAAUGUCCAGUCCGUGUGAGGUUACCUCUGGGGCACCAGGAAACCACCACACAGGAAUACUGGCAACGAUCCUGGCACCAUGCGCUCUGGUCAUCUUACAGCUUACCACUAUGAAUCAUUUGUAAUAUUAUGAUACCAACUACAGCCAUAUACAUAAUGUAGAGUAUACUUAUAGUCUAGAGCAUGAUGAAUUUUAGUAUGAAUAAUAUGAUCAUCUUUGUCACAGUGAGUAGAGAUGUACUAGUAUUAUGAAAAGAACUUAGAAACAGCUUUAAUACUGUCUUUUUUCUCUUUAAUUUGGUCUUUGCAGUUGAGGAUAAGUGACUAUAUGUGCAGCUGCUGUUACAAUUAUACAUUCAUCUCAGAAGCGUGUGCCUGUAGUGUUUUUUUUUUUUUAAGAUGUGACAAAACUUCAUUUUUUCAUACAAGAAUUGUAACUCUAGCCUGGAUGCCAUCCGCUUCAUAACGGCGCUCUUUGCACUUACUGACCCCUACGGUUGUCAAGAGUUACCUGGGGCAUUUAAGUUUAUGUAAUUAAAAAAGGGGUAACAUA